AUGUCGGCGUCGUCGUCGCGCACGGCUUCACCGGUCCGCGCGGCACCACGUGAGGCGCGACCUCCACCACCGGUCGAUGCGACACGUCUACUCGACGAUUCCUUUGGCCUCUCCGAACCCGUGAGUUACCCCUUCUAGGCCGUCCUCGAAGAUGCAAGACUUAACGUGAUCUGAAUUCCUCUCGCGAAUUUGAUUACCUUGCCCACCGUUCCGCUCACGACGACGCUCGUCUACGGCGCGCUCAACGCUCUUUUACCGCUCGGCCCCGUCCCCUUCCUCAAGCCCAGUUCUGCCAAGUGCUCUCCCAAGUAUUCCGCAAAUACGCAUCCAUGACCUCCCUCCCCCCUGCCCCCUUGACCGAAGGCGUUUCCUUGCCGGACCCUGAAGAACCCGAACAAGCGACGCUCAAGGGUCAACCGACUUUGGGGAGGGCGCAGUUGAACGCGUUCGCCAAGGAUACGAAUGGGCAGGUCAUGGAUGAUGAGACGUACAAGGAGAUUGCGUGCGUUAUGUCGGGCUGGUAUUUCCGUUGCAAGGUGUCAGAUACUGAUCCGAGAUUAAGAUGGGUUCGUUUGCAGAGAAUUCUUGACUUGCACGACCGGCGUUGAUGGAGCGCCGGCUUUGACCUUUAAAGGUUUCGUCCAGCUCUACCAAUUGCAAACAGGUACGCCCUCUCGGCGCGUCGGCUUUCAGUGUUAUUCGGAUUGAUCUGAUUUGUUCCUUUUCGUGAUGGAAUCAAUCACAGAGAAUGACAUCAACGAGACGUGGAACGAUCUGACGCGUGUGUUCAACCCCCCAAAACCCUUCUCGUUUCUUCCGAAAGCAGCGAGCUGACCCUGUUUUUCCCUUCUCGGACCGGAUCCAGAAUGGGGCUACGACCGAGACCUUCAGCUCGUAGGAAACAAUACCCCAGCAGCAGCAGCAGCAACAGCGACAGAAACCCCCGCUGCGACGAGUGGGACAACGCCGACUUUGGAUGAAGGUGUGGCGAAGAAGAAGAAGAAGAAUAAGAAGAAGAAGAGCAAGGCGUCUUUGAUGCUUGAGGGCACUUUGGAGGGCCAGAAUGGGGAGGAUGGGAAGUCGUCGACGAGUGGUGGGGAGAGUACAGAGUGA
Molecule: messenger RNA, 1113 nt
Organism: Microbotryum saponariae
Lineage: Eukaryota; Fungi; Basidiomycota; Microbotryomycetes; Microbotryales; Microbotryaceae
Source: the annotation of a GenBank genome assembly